UCUUUCGAUGCUACCCUUCCUCCUGUUUCCCUUUUAAAUAACACAUACACCCUCAUCUGCCCUGUCUCUAGUCCAUCUCAAACCCACACCUUCAAUUCCUCUUUCCUCUCUCUCCCUGAGACUCUGACGACUGAGAACAGACAGGUUAUGGCACCAGCAUCAUCAUCAUCCUCCUUCGAUGAGGAAUACUCAAUCUCAAGAACUGUGUGCGUCAUGGACGCUUCAGGACCCCUUGGCUCCUCCCUUGUUGAUCGUCUCCUCCAACAAGGCUACACAGUCCACGCUGCCCUUCAGAACCAUGAUUAUUCACAAGUGUUCGAGAGACUUUGUGUUGAAAACAGCAAGAACCUCAAGGUCUUCCACACAGAUCCCUUCGAUUACCAAAGCAUUGUCGAUGCCUUGAAGGGUUGUUCGGGCUUGUUCUACAACUUCGAGCCCCCCCAUGAUCAACCCACCUUUGAUGAAUUUAUGGCGGAGGUGGAAGUGAGAACGGCGCACAAUGUGCUGGAAGCGUGCGCACAGAUAGACACGAUCGACAAAAUAGUGUUUACGUCGUCAGUAACGGCAGUUAUCUGGGGUGAGGGUAGAAAAUCAACCCGGGACUUCGACGAAAGGAACUGGAGUGACGUCAACUUCUGCAAAAAAUACAAGUUAUGGUACGCACUAUCUAAGACGGUAUCGGAGAAGAUGGCUUGGGCUUUAGCAAUGGACCGUGGGCUUAGUAUGGUGACCGUUAAUGCUGGGCUUUUACUGGGCCUGGAUCUGUCAAUCGCAAGCCCAUAUCAGAAAGGAGCGCCUGAGAUGUACGAAGACGGUGUGUUUGUGACGGUUGACCUGAAGUUCCUCGUUGAUGCUCACAUAUGUGUCUACGAAGACGUCUCCAGUUACGGCCGUUAUCUCUGCUUCAACCACAUCGUCAACCGACCUGAAGACGCCAUCAAAUUGCCUCAGAUGUCAACGCCCGACUCUGCUUCCCCUCCUCGGAGCAGUUGGGACUAUACGAGGACUUUCGAACAGAGGAUCAGUAAUAAGAAGUUGAACACACUCAUGGUGGAAUUCGCCCGGAGUGGAAGUAUCAUGGAGUGAAGAUUUCUGAACGUCGAAGAAAUGAACGGAUGGGCAGAGUACACGUCAAAUAUUAAAUGUAUUAAUUUUUGUUAACAUUAUUGCACAAUAUAUAUGGU
This is a messenger RNA of Macadamia integrifolia, 1184 nucleotides long. RefSeq names its product cinnamoyl-CoA reductase-like SNL6. Gene Ontology annotation, biological process: steroid biosynthetic process. NCBI's taxonomy places the organism in Eukaryota, Viridiplantae, Streptophyta, Magnoliopsida, Proteales, Proteaceae. The record is from RefSeq and is a predicted model, not a curated record. Gene Ontology annotation, molecular function: 3-beta-hydroxy-Delta5-steroid dehydrogenase (NAD+) activity. Bases 148 to 1086 code for a protein of 312 amino acids. The transcript has 5 exons.